CUUGAAUUGGAUGAUCGGAUGGGCUCCCGGCAACGUCUACAAACUCCAUAUCUCCCUACCUCGCCAUCCUAAAAAGUGUUAGAGUCCCCCCCUCCCCCCCCGAGAGCCCCAUCUCGUCCUUCAACCUCGUCCGGACCCGAUUACUCGACCUCGACGCCGACUACAUACCUGCCCAAACCGGACAUCCUGUAAAUAUACUCCAAAGCCGAUUCAAUGGCGCCCCCGUCGAACCCCCGCAGCGUCUCGGACGCGACACGCUUCACGCCCACGACCCCCCAUGCCAGCUCCAAGUCUGCGGAUCCCCGGCUCAACACCUACAAGGGCUCGUCAACAUGUCCCAAGGAACCCAAGAUGCCCGGCACACCCAAGUUCGUCGAGACACCAGAGCAAAGGGUUGCGCGGUUAAGAGCUGCGCACUUGAAGGCGAAGCAGGCGCAGGUUUCGCGAAUGGACCGGAUCAUCGACGGCAGCAGACGCUUCUUCGACUCGGCUCACAAGGUCACCGUCUUGGGGUUGAUUGGUUUCACAGUGAUGGCCGGCUUGGUAACUGCCUACACCGCCGCCGACAUGAUUAUCUACAACAAGAACCGCAAGGCCGAGUUCAUCGAGGCGCAGAAGAAGAUGGAGGCCGAUUCGCUCGAGGCAGCCCGCCUGGCCUACAUUACCGGCAAGGCGACCGAGGAGCAGACUGCGCUGGUGGAGGAGUACCUGGAGGCUGAGCGCGAGGCCGGCCGUCCGAAGCCCUCCAUCUUCUCCAAGCUCCCCAGCGUCAUCGGCGCCCCGACUCCCAUUACGAACGAGACGACAGAGCAAACGACAACGAGCGUAUCAGAGGCCGCGGCGUGGCCCGCGGCGACAACACCGAAGGCGACCGAACAGCAGCAGCCUGCAGCGGCGGAGGAAAAGUCUGGGCUAUGGGGCUGGCUUACCGGCUCGCUGAAGAAGGAGGAUGUUGCUGCGGGUGCGGGACAGCAAGCCCCCACGUUGGUCGGCGCUGUGAAGCAGGAGACGAGCGCCCUCAAGGAGAAGGCGCAAGCGGCGUUUGAGAAGGAGAAGGAGAACCAGAGGAAGGGUGGCCCCCUUGACAAGGUGGGCCUGCCUGAGCAGAAGUGAGCGAGCUAAAGCAAACCGAGGAAAAGAUGAAUAGUCCAUUCUCCGGGGCAGGCGAUCUGAAGAUGCGGUGGUCUUUCAUGACUGUAAGGGACAAAGGUGGGGAGUGAGGACAUCAAGCCGAUUUGCUCAUGAUGAUCAUCUCCUGGGAACGCAUCCUACAAGCAGGCUUGGUCGCUUGUGACCUGGCGAUCUUUGGCGUUGCUAUGUCUCAAAUGUGGUCACCAGAAAACUAACCAAGCAUUCGAUGAGGGUAAACAUAUUUUUGGGCGGGUGGCGUGGGCGACGGAAUCACACAGCAACCUUUGUAGAGCUUGGCUGCUCCUGGGAGAUCGCCAUGACAGAGCGUCGCGAGACCUGUAGUACGCAUAUCAUGCGUACAGAGCACGGUUUUAACAACACGACAAGAAGUGUUGAUGAAUGAUAGGAGAACGGGCUAGGAUAUGUGCUCGACAAAGAGCCCCUUACCCCCAUGUACCAUAGUGUAGAAAGGAGUUAUUGCAUAAAUCGGCGCAUAGAAGAUGGAUUACGUAUAUACAUGUAAGAGACAACAUAGUCGUAGAAGUAUUCGAAAAUGUAUUGGAUGUUUUGUAUG
Messenger RNA from Neurospora crassa OR74A, 1705 nucleotides. RefSeq lists its product as hypothetical. NCBI's taxonomy places the organism in Eukaryota, Fungi, Ascomycota, Sordariomycetes, Sordariales, Sordariaceae. The transcript is spliced from 2 exons. The coding region runs from base 214 to 1113 and encodes 299 amino acids. The record is from RefSeq and is a predicted model, not a curated record.